CCCGCUCUCCCGACUCCCUUCUCCUGCUCCCUCCUCAUCGGCCUCCAAGAUAGAUUCCCUCAGGAGUAAGGUUGACCUGCUCAAGCUGCCCCUGGCUCUCUCCACCAAGUCCAUCUCCGAGCGCAAGAGCCAGCUGGGAGGAGUCGGCGAGCAGCGCGGCACGGGGGGUGGAGGAGGAGGCGGGGCUCGUAAAGCCCGCUCACCGCCGACCCGAGACAUGGACAACGAGUCGCAGUACUCGGGCUACUCAUACAAGUCGUCCCACUCCCGGAGCUCCCGCAAGCACAGGGAUCGGAGGGAUCGUCAUCGCUCUAAGAGUCGAGACAGCAGCAGUCGUGGAGACAAAUCGGUCACCAUCCAGACGCCCGGAGAGCCGCUGCUCGAUGCAGAGUCAACCCGCGGAGAUGAUCGGGAUGAUAACUGGGGAGAGACCACCACGGUCGUCACCGGCACCUCAGAGCACAGCAUCUCAAACGAGGACCUGACCCGCGUCUCCAAAGAAUUGGAGGAGUCGACUCCACUGGAGUGCAAGCGCUUCGUUGGCCCCGCCCUGGGGGGCUGCCUGAGCUUCUUCGCCCUCGUCACGCCUCUAGCCUUCCUCAUCCUCCCGCAGGUCCUGUGGCGUGACGCCCUCGAGCCCUGCGGCACGCCCUGCGAAGGCCUCUACGUGUCCCUGGCCUUCAAGCUCCUGGUCCUGCUCAUCUCCUCCUGGGCGCUGUUCCUCCGCCCUCCUCGCGCCACCCUGCCGCGCUUCUUUGUCUUCCGCUGCCUGCUGAUGGUGCUGGUGUUCCUGUUCGUGGCGUCGUACUGGUUGUUCUAUGGCGUGCGGGUGCUGGAGCCCAGGGAGAGGGACUACAGGGGGAUUGUGGAGUACGCUGCGUCGCUGGUGGACGCUCUGCUCUUCAUCCAGUACCUGGCUCUGGUGCUGCUGGAGGUCCGACACCUGCAGCCGGCCUUCUGCCUUAAGGUGGUCCGGAGCACGGACGGAGCCAGCAAGUUCUACAACGUGGGCCACCUCAGUAUCCAGCGGGCAGCUGUCUGGGUGUUGGACCGUUAUUACAGCGACUUCCCCGUCUACAACCCUGCCCUGCUCAACCUGCCCAAAUCCAUCCUGUCCAAGAAGAUGACCGGCUUCAAGGUUUACUCCCUGGAUGAAAACACCACCAAUAACUCCACGGGUCAGUCCCGGGCCAUGAUAGCAGCUGCUGCCAGGAGGAGAGACAACUCCCACAACGAGUUCUACUACGAGGAGGCAGAGAUGGACCGCAGGAUCCGCAAACGCAAGGCCAGGUUGGUCGUGGCGGUGGAAGAGGCCUUCACACACAUCAAGCGUCUCCACGAGGACGAGGUCGCCUCGUCCCCCAAACACCCGAGAGAGGUGAUGGAUCCUCGGGAGGCGGCUCAGGCCAUCUUCGCUCCGAUGGCCCGGGCCAUGCAGAAAUACCUGAGGACCACCCGUCAGCAGGCCUUCCACAGCAUGGAGAGCAUCCUCACACACCUGCAGUUCUGCAUCACACACAACAUGACGCCCAAGGCCUUCCUGGAGCGUUACCUCACCCCCGGCCCCACCAUGCAGUACCAGCAGCAGAACGGCAGGGGGCGCCAGUGGACUCUGGUGAGCGAGGAGCCCGUGACUUCGGCCCUGCGUCAGGGUCUGGUCUUCUCCCUGCGACGCCUGGACUUCUCCUUGGUGGUCACAGUCACGCCGCUCCCCUUCCUGAGGCUGGGGGAGGAGUUCAUCGACCCAAAGAGCCACAAGUUCGUCAUGAGGCUGCAGUCGGAGACCUCGGUGUGAGACCUCGGUGUGUCUAAACCAGGAUCGCUGAUGUGUGGGACACGUGGAGGCCUUGUGGUCCGUUCUCGUCCAAUCAUUUCCCCCCCGUCUGUGACAAAGAAAAGGAGUGUUACAUAUGUGACGCCUCCUCCUGUUUUUUUUUGAUCAUCACAGAUGCUCUGAUAUCAAACUGUGAUCAGCUCAACGAUUGUCUAAACCUGGAAAUAAACGGAUGCCUUGACUUUUUCUUUCUCUGUGUUGUGAAGUAUUGGUCUUUACAACACGCUGUAAAAAAAAAAACAAAAAAAAAAAAAACAAAACCUUUUUUUGGAAAGGGGAAUUUUUGUCCUUUUGCCUCUUCUCUCACUGUAACCACUGGACUACUUACUGUGCUGACUCAACACAUGAACACCAGAGGAGGGUGAUUACAUCAUGGUUGUCACUUCCUCUUUCUUGUGUCUUAUACGAACAGACCAACGCUCAGCUCUGACUGCAACGCUGGUGUACCACUGCCUCUUGGUUCCCUGUUGGUGUAUUGUUUUGUUUGACAUGACCAGGACUGUUUUUUAUA
Molecule: messenger RNA, 2345 nt
Organism: Seriola dumerili (greater amberjack)
Lineage: Eukaryota; Metazoa; Chordata; Actinopteri; Carangiformes; Carangidae
Gene: vangl2
Product: VANGL planar cell polarity protein 2
Exons: 7
Coding region: 218-1795 (525 amino acids)
Biological process (GO): establishment of planar polarity; Wnt signaling pathway, planar cell polarity pathway; multicellular organism development
Cellular component (GO): plasma membrane
Source: RefSeq, a predicted model, not a curated record